AUGGCGCCACAAAACUCUACGCUAAUUCACGGAAACGCCGAAGCAACCUCAGUCGUCUCCGCCGAAGUCGAGGAACUAAGCAGCUACAGCCCUAUCCUACCUUCGGCAAGGGCGAGCCACCGGAGGCGUGCGUCACCUGCCGGUUCCAGUUCCAGUUCGGUUGAUGGGCCACCACCGCCACCGCCUCCGCCGCCCAACGUUACGAAAUCGAUCGCCUCCUUCGGACCAUAUGGCGGCUUUAGGUCGGAAGUCCUGGCUUCCACUUCCCGAGGAGGAAAAACCGGAAUCCACCGCGAGGGCACCGAAAAGGGUGCGGUGAAACGUGACUCGAGGAACCCGGUGACCUACUAUCGUGAUUCGGCCAACGAUACCGAUGAAGACGAGAUGCCCAUGGCUGAACUGGGGAGUAUCCACGCAGACGACGAAGGAACUUCCGAAGAUGAAAUCGAGAUACCGAUCUGGAUCCGGGGUGAACCACGAUUUGUAGCAGGAAUCAACGAUACUACGACGUGUAACAACAUCAUCCAGGCGUUGAUCGACGAUGAGCUGCAGAACGGGAAUUACAAGCAUGAUGUUAAUGUAUCGUUGUAA
Molecule: messenger RNA, 591 nt
Organism: Aedes aegypti (yellow fever mosquito)
Lineage: Eukaryota; Metazoa; Arthropoda; Insecta; Diptera; Culicidae
Exons: 3
Coding region: 1-591 (196 amino acids)
Source: RefSeq, a predicted model, not a curated record